Molecule: messenger RNA, 1398 nt
Organism: Hypomesus transpacificus
Lineage: Eukaryota; Metazoa; Chordata; Actinopteri; Osmeriformes; Osmeridae
Gene: xrcc4
Product: X-ray repair complementing defective repair in Chinese hamster cells 4
Exons: 8
Coding region: 139-1158 (339 amino acids)
Biological process (GO): positive regulation of ligase activity; response to X-ray; immunoglobulin V(D)J recombination
Cellular component (GO): DNA ligase IV complex; nucleus; DNA-dependent protein kinase-DNA ligase 4 complex
Molecular function (GO): DNA binding
Source: RefSeq, a predicted model, not a curated record
UGCGCCAAGUACUGCCCGGAAAUAAACGGAUGUAAAACAGCUUCUUUUAACGGUUUAAAUGUUUUAAUGUUAAAUCUAGCAUUCAAUAUUUAAUUAGAAUAACGGAGGAACUUUAAGCGGUGUGUCUGCCGACCAGAAAUGCCUGUGACGGUGCGACAGGUGUCCGUUUCCUCAGAACCUGAAACCUCCUAUUUUCUGCGACUGGCGUGGAAUGGGCGUGACUUAGGCUCAGGCUUCCAGGCGAUGCUGACUGAUGGACAGUCUGCCUGGGAUGGCGAAGUGGGGGAGGAUGCUGUGAGUAAAGAGGCUGCAGAGCUGGAGAUGAAGAAGGAGAGAUAUAUUCAGGACCUCCAUCAGGUUCUGACAGGAGAAGGAAGUUUAGAUCCUGGAUACAGUUUUACUCUGACGCCCUGCCACGGCCCCAGCUCCAGCAGAACCCUGGCCUACGAGAAAGUGGAGAGUGACAUAUGGAUCCAGCUGGGCUCCGUGUCACUGAGGGCUCACCCAGAGCCGCUGGUGGAGGUCCGAGCCUUACUGGCUCACUUUCUACAACAGACAGCUGCUCUGGAGAACCACAACCAGCGACUGAAAGAGGAGAACCAUCGAUUCAGACAGGAGCAGCAACACAUCACUACUGAGAUGAAGCGCUACGUGGCAGAGAAGGUGUCCCUGGAGGGCGAGCUGUACACUCGCUUUGUCCUGGUGCUCAACGAGAAGAAGGCCAAGAUCCGGAGCCUGCAGGAGAGGAUCGCCGCCCUGCAGGAGAACAGCAGCCCAGCCCAGAGACGGACGUCAGGGCGCCCCUCAGAGGAAGAGGAGGACUACGGCGGCAGCACCGACGAAGACCCGGAGGAGAGCCCGGCGGCAGGCCCCGCCCCUACGACCAGCGCAGCUAACACCGAGGUGCGAAGCCGCAGCCCAUUGGCCGAUAGUCCCAGCGACCUCACGGACAUUGCCCCCUGUCGUAAACGCCGCUUCCGCCACCAACGGCCGCCCGAUGUCGUUGCCAAGAAACCGACCCCGGAGGUGAUUCCCACACAGAGUAGGGACUCCCCAGUGACGAGCAGAAGGACAGCCAAUAAGCAGCAGGCACCCCAGUGUUCCUCAGAUGCUACGGCAACCAGUCGUGACACAGAAGACCUGUUUGAAGACUUUUGAGAACAUGUACAGAAGUGACAUUUUGAUACUUUAGGCUGAGCUGCAGGGUUCACGGGUGUUAUUUGAACACGUGACUCAACAUACAAUAUCAAAACUCUGAAGUGGUAUGAUCAGUGAUCAGGAAAUGUAUUUGUUGGGUUGUGAGUGGCUAUGUCCAAGGGAUGAUACAAUUAAGUUAACACGUUUUACAUGAAAUUUGUGAUUGUGUUUCUUCAAUAAACAUUGCAAUUAUAUACAUUA